Messenger RNA from Thunnus maccoyii (southern bluefin tuna), 2590 nucleotides. RefSeq names its product arylamine N-acetyltransferase, pineal gland isozyme NAT-10-like. The transcript is spliced from 2 exons. The record is from RefSeq and is a predicted model, not a curated record. The coding region runs from base 976 to 1860 and encodes 294 amino acids. Lineage: Eukaryota; Metazoa; Chordata; Actinopteri; Scombriformes; Scombridae. Gene Ontology annotation, molecular function: acetyltransferase activity.
ACAUUUUAUUUUCCCUGAUUUGGGGAGGGUGCUUAUUCCAGUUCAGUAUUUAUACCUACCCAGUUACACCAAACCUCUGCCAGAUUGUCAAAGUUGCUGCAGAGUUGUAGUCAUUCCCCCCUGUUCUCGCCUGCCUUUACCUGCUUCUUCCAUCACAACAUUUAUGUAGACCUGCAGCCUGCCUUGCCCUUAUGGACUUGUUGCCCGAGCGGACUGAUCCAAGCUCCCAACCUUUAAGCCUCUCCUUAACCAAGUUCCUUUACUUAACUUACAGGAAUCCUUAACAACGGGCUUUUGUUUUUCCUUUGUGAAACUCCCUGCUCAUUCACAGCCAGCUCACAGGUAGUUUUCCACCUGUCUUUGAACGUGGCAUCAUACUGUAAAAGCCCAGUUGAUCCAUUUGGCUCCAAUGAUUUCUCCUUUGCCAUCUGAAGAGGCCCUCUCCCUUCAUGCCCAUAAACAAGUUCAAAUGGGCUGAAACCAGUUGAUUCAUUGACAAAAUCCUGGAAGAACAUCAUGGCUACAUCCCAGUCUCCUGGGCAGUACACAGUGUCGGCUUUAAUCAGGGCCUUGAGAGUCUGAUGGUAGUUCUCAGUGACACCUUGAGACUGAGGUGCAGGUUUACAACCCUCUAGAAGGUUGUAAACCUGCACAUGAACUUAGACCCUGCCAACACACCGCAUAUCAUAUUAAAUCACAGAAGGUACAUUUAUCUGUCUGCUACCUGUAUAUUUUGUAGCAUAGCAGGGUAGCAGUGGAGCAACACCUCUUGUACAGUGGAACAUGUGGCCCAGGUAAAUCAGUAACCCAAACACAGUCAUGUUUUACUGACUACAUAUGCUCCACCUCUUUACAGCUCAUUAGACUUCCUAGAAAAAGUAGCCGAUUUGCAUUUCCUUUUUGGUGCAGCCUUUGCUCUGUGCAAAUACUCCGUCCAACACGAUUUUGAUUGCUAGCCAGUCAACCUACAGUAACAUGACAGGCAAAAUGAAUUUGGAGGAGUACUUCAAAAGGAUUGGGUUCCAUGGCUCAUAUGAUAAACCUGAUCUUGCGACACUGCAGUUGAUCCACAAACAGCAUGUCAUGUCAAUUCCAUUUGAAAACCUCAGUGUUCACUGUGGUGAGAGAAACGUCAUGGACCUUGAGGCCAUUUUCAAUAAGGUAGUUAGGAACAACCGUGGGGGCUGGUGCCUUGAGAACAACUUCCUGUUCAGCUGGGUGCUGAGAGAAAUGGGCUACGACACCACCACAUUGGGCGCCAGAGUCUUCAACAGUAUCAUCAAAAACUUUGGCCCCCGUGAAAAUCAUCUCAUCAACAAGGUGGUCAUUGAUGGAGAGGCUUACAUAGCAGAUGUAAGCUUUGGGGUGUCUUCUCAAAUAUUGGAGCCCCUGGAGCUCAUCUCUGGAAAGGACCAACCUCAGGCAGCAGGUGUCUUUCGUCUGAUAGACAAGGAGGGUGUCUGGGUGCUGGAGAAGACUGGUAGAAAGCCAAAGGUUCUCAAUCCAGACUUUGCCUCGUCAAGUCUGGUGAACAAGAAGGAGAUAACUACAAUCUACUGCUUCACCUUGAUGCCCCGAGAAGCAAAAGACUUCUUUGAGAUAAACGACACACUUCAAACAGAUCCUAGUUCACUGUUUACCUGUAAGUCCAUCUGCUCUUUGGAAACAUCUACAGGAUUCAGAGCCCUUGUUGGCUGGACCUACAGUGAGGUCACCUUCAAACCCGAGGAAGGUGUUGAUCUCUUAGACAUGAGGAAAAUAACAGAUGAUGAGAUAGAGCAAAUUCUGAGGGAAAAGUUCAGUGUAAAACUGCAGAACAAACUGCAGCCUGCAAAUAAAAAAGCAGACUACUCACUCUGAAAAACAACACACAUUCUGUUUUUUAAUUGUUGUGGAAUGUGCUGAUUUUUUUGAAUGACCAGGUAGGGCAACUUGUUGAAGAAAUGCCUAUUUAAUUAAUGCCAAUAAUAAUGCUUUCAAUCAAAUUGUAAAAUGUAAAUGAUGCAAUUGUAUUAGAACUGAAAGAAGUAAAAAUAGAGAGUAAACAAGUUGACCCGUAUGAUGGGAUCAACCUGUGUUGAUUUCAUUUCAUUAACUAUGCUUUGAACUUUUUGCGCCAUUAACAAUGCCAUUGUGUAACGACUGAAAGUGAAAAUAAACACUUCGCAGAUCCAGAGUUGUGUGGUAAGUAAGCAAGUACAUUUAAAGCAGGUACCCAAGCAUGCCUCAUAAUAUAAAUAUUUGCAGAAAAGUAAAGAAAACUAGGAUGUAGAGGUCUGAAAUAAAGCAUUAUGGACAGAUGAAACCAAUAUGAAUCUGUACCUAAAAUGAUGGAAAGAUGAAAAUGUGGAAAGAAAAAGGAGCUAAUUCAUUCUUUUCUAAAUAUCAUCAUAAAAAUGUAAUUCAUGUAGUAUGGUCCUGAAUAAAUAAAAUGAUACUCAAGCUGUCUAGACUAUUUCCUAUACUGAAUAUAUCCAUAAUAAUUCAGCUUUGAGAAUUAUGGAGAGGGGUGUACUUUUUUUUUUCUUUUCUUUAUUGAGAACAAUAAAGAACAAGGUACAUUCUGGUGAACAAAAUGUCAGUGGGCACC